Sinocyclocheilus rhinocerous is the source of this 1929-nucleotide messenger RNA. RefSeq names its product FUN14 domain-containing protein 1-like. Gene Ontology annotation, biological process: autophagy of mitochondrion. Bases 538 to 1002 code for a protein of 154 amino acids. Lineage: Eukaryota; Metazoa; Chordata; Actinopteri; Cypriniformes; Cyprinidae. The record is from RefSeq and is a predicted model, not a curated record. Gene Ontology annotation, cellular component: mitochondrial outer membrane. The transcript has 5 exons.
GCGUGGGAAAGUUCGACGGCGCAGACGCGAUUCCCUCAAACAGAGGAUUGCGGGCGGCUCGUUUGCGUUGUUAUGAAAUGCAAAUAAAGAGGCGUGGUUUUCACAAAAUGGGGAAAUUGGACUGACAGCCGUGCAGCUGAGGCCCAAUGCUUUCGCUGUUGUUCCUUUGAACACAGUAUCACUCACAGUUACAGAUGCACUGCAGUCUUUAUUACUAAUGUCAGCCGUCUCCUUUAAGAAGCGCGCUCGUUUAUUCAGUGCUGUGCGUUUGCUAUGAAAUGCAAUGAAGACAUGAAUCUUCAUAUGAGAAUCAAAUGAAGAAAUACAAACCGCUUGUAUUCAGAACGAACAUUUCAGCUCAAACGCGUGUUUAAGCACACGAGAUACACACAUCUGUGUUUGUGUGUGUUAUGGAUAUGAAAUCGCAGGAUUAUAACCGGACAUACUGUAUAAUGUUUGAAACACUGACGUGGCUGUAGGCGGCGCUCGCAGCUGUCAACAUCACCUGACGCCGUGACGUCACACGCAGCACCCAAAAUGGCGGAACAACAACACAGCAGAGGAGCGGACGAUGAAGACGAGGCGUACGAGAUGCUGGAUCUGACCGCACACGCUCGGACGCAGCAGUGGUGGAGCGCCGUGUUCGGGAGCAGCUCCGGCCCCAUCGCAGAGAAACACUCCGUGGCCACUCAGAUCAUGACGGGUGGAGCGGCGGGCUGGUGUGUGGGGUAUGUGUUCCAGCGCGUGGGGAAGAUCGCCGCUACAGCCGUCGGAGGAGGAUUUCUGCUGCUGCAGAUAGCCAAUCACAGCGGCUACGUCCAAGUCGACUGGAAGAAAGUGGAGAAAGACGUUAACAAAGCAAAGAGACGUCUGAAGAAAAACACCAACAAAGCCGCACCUGAGAUCAACACGUUUAUCGAGGAGGCCACUGAAUUUGUGAAGAAAAACAUUGUGGUUUCAAGUGGAUUUGUGGGUGGCUUCCUGCUUGGCCUGGCCUCUUGAGCUGAUGCUGUGAAGAGCGUCUUCCCAUCAUGCACCUGAAGAUAGGCUGGCCUGUACACCCAUUAACCAGUCAGUUCUUCACUCACGUAGUGUUUGAUGAUAUAGAGGAGAAAGUGAUCUUAUUCUUUACAGAACUGUGCUCUUUACACCGAGAGUCUGUCUAAAACACUGGGAUGCUUAUGCUUAUCACCUCUGAAAACAUUAUUAUUCUCUGCUAAUGCUUGUACAGGUUUUGUGUUCUUGGUGAAGUUACGGUUGUAUUUUCAUGUUUGGUAAAUCUUUGGGAUGUCAUGUGUUGUUUACUUUCCUCUUUACGGUCAGCCGGCAGAUUUAUGUUUGUUCACUCGCGGUUUCUUUAUGGGGAACGUUUACAUUGUAAAUAAAAAUCACUUCUGAUUCAACUUUUUGACAUCUUGACUUUAAGAUCAGCAGUAUUUUAUGAUGAAAUAUCACUGCAGUUAUUGUAAAGCGCAUUAAUUUGCUCCAGAUGUUGUAAUGUUCCUCCAGGCUUGUGGUGGAGCUGUAACCGGGGUCAGAGGGCACUGGAGGCCGAACUCACGGAGAAGUAAACAGAACAUGUGUUUAUCCAUUCAGUGCAUUUUACAAUUACUAAUAUUUAAAAAAGCAUUGUUUGCAGCCAUUGUUUUUAAAGCAGAAUGAGCAGUUCAGUCUUGUGUUAUCAGUAAUUGUAAUACUUCACUUGCAUUGGCCCUGUAUUUCUCUCUCUUCCUCAAUCAUUUUACUUUUCGCAUUUUGCGGUCUUUCAUCUCUCCUUUAUUAUUCAUGGUAUAAUGUUUUGAUGCUAUCUUCACGGCUGGCAUGCAAUCAUUCACAAUACAAACCUUUUCAUCUGAAGAAUACUGAAAGCUGAAUAUACAGAAUGUCAUCACAUAUUGUUGUAUUCAAUACAAAUAAUUUAAAGGGGUC